AUGUCUCGUCGGAGUAGCCAGGGGUACGACAUCCCUGUCGACAAUAACACGAAUCAUCAGAACUGGGCGCCUCCUUUGGUCAUCAGUCCUAGAUCUUCAAUGCCUAUUGAUGGAUUGUCGAUAGCGCCCACGCGGCCCAUGGAACUAAACAUGCUACAGCCAUACCUACCUACCCUUCCCGAUCGGAGUCCUAUAGAGCAUAACAAUAUGCGUGGCAACAAAGUCGCUAUACCCCGCAUCACCGGUCCGAAUGUUAACCGUGGACGGCGACGUUCAGCUCGAGCCUGUGAAGCGUGCCGACAACGAAAAAUCAAGUGUGACGGCGUAAAGCCAACAUGCGGGCAAUGCAACUACCACAACAAUCAAUGUUCCUACGAAGAUGUCAAGCGCGUGAGGGAGCAGAAGGAACUGCAGCUUCUCGGACAUCGCGUGGAGCAUUAUGAGCAACUACUGCGUAGCUUGGAGGCGGAAGUGGAACCGCACACAGCGCGCAAAAUUCGGAAAUCGCUGAAGGUAAGCAUCGACAACACAUCAUACCGACAUAACCAGCCAUAUUUCGACGGCACCAACAAGGUCGACGCCUGCAAAGAUGGCGAAGACUCGGAUUCUUCACUCGGAUCUCUCGAGGAUAUUGAUGAAGUGGACGAGGAUUUGAAUCGUGAUGAAAGUACCCGAGCUGCUGGCUUCUUUGGCAAGAAUUCCGAGGUCUCGUGGAUGCAACGUUUGGAACAUAGUGUUGAACGUGAGGCUACUUCGUCGCUUUCUCCGAUUACGCCGUUCUAUUCGAGUGACAAUCAAUCUUUCUCCCACCGAAAGCCGACUCGCGAUGUUUCCCUUCACAUUAUGAACUAUCAUCUGGACGACCUUACCCUCCCCCCACUUGACGAUUCUGAUCCCUUUACCGUACCGUCCCGUGCUGCCGCCGACGAAUACUUCAAUACUUACCUGACUUUUGUUCACCCGAUGUUCCCAGCGAUUCGGAGAACGACCUUUGUUGCCCAAUACCGGAAAUUCUACGACGCCCGAACCAUUCCACCUCGAAAAUGGCUCGGUAUUCUCAAUAUGAUUUUCGCUAUUGGAUGCCACUAUUCUCAGCUCGCUGAACCCCACGCUGAUCGCCUGGACGAUGCUUCAGUUUACCUAGCACGGGCUCGGAGAUUGGUUUUCGACGAGAAUAUUCUGUUUGACCAUCCGGACUUACAGCAAAUUCAGCUUGAGCUUCUCGUGGCGUUGUAUCUUCUUUGCCUUGGACAAAUCAACCGGGCAUCCAAGUUUUCCAACAUGGCGCUACACUCUGCGCUGUCACUUGGCAUCAAUCUCCGCAAUACAGACGGUCGCAUUCACGAUGGAGCCAAGGAGGCUCGUUGUAGAUUAUGGUGGUCUAUUUAUUCGCUGGAACACCUGCUCACCUCGAUGAAUGGCCGAGCCUCGUGUGUCGGGGACGGUCUUUGUUCUGUGCCGCUUCCGAUACCAGCCGAGGAAGAAUCUUUUGAUGACUCUGAAAUCCAACUCCUCAUGCAGAAUAUCAAGCGCCGCGAGGAGCACCUCAGACCCAUAAUCUUGGAAACACAGAUACAGCGCAACACGCCGACUACCUGGAUUGCGUCCCGCGAUCCAUCGCCGUCAUUGUUCUUCCACCACCUUGUCGAUCUGACUCUCAUCUCACAGGCUGUUCUUAACAAGGUAUACAGCAUCGAGGGAAUCCGCGAAGGUACAAGCCAGACGGAACAUCGAAUUCAAAGUUAUGGCCGGAGUAUGAGCCGCUGGGCAUCCAAACUCAACCCGAGCUACCAGUUCAGUCUCCCAGACACCGGAUAUUGGAAAGUCAAUCCCAAUCUGGACGACGAUUCACUCCCAUACACCCGGGAAAGAGUUUGCCUAGCGAUGAACUAUUACUCUGCACGAAUUACCCUCUGCAGACCGUGUCUAACCCAAUCAUCAUCCACACCACCGAACUCAAGCCCGAAGCCCGGAACCUCACGACCAUCCACACGCACCAAACUCCGGGCAGAAAUGGCCACAAACUGCCUGCAAGCCGCAUGCUCUCUCAUCUCAAUCCUGCCAGUAACCCCCGAGCUCUCCUGGAUAGCCCGCACAACGCCCUGGUGGAGCGUCCUGCAUUUCCUCAUGCAAUCCACAACCGCCCUCAUCCUCGGCCUAUCAUACUGCUCCUUCUCAUCUCCGCCGAUGAACGUCAGUGUCGCAACCUCGGAACAGUCGGCAUCGCAGUCCUCCAACACUACCCCAUCUUGGACCCCGCCUCGUCCACUCUUGGAGGCGGAUCUUAACAUCGUGCUCGUCGCGACGAAGAAGGCGUUCGAGUGGAUCCACACGAUGGCUGCAAUGGACCCUGCGGCCUCUCGCGCGUUUAAGCUAUGCGAUGGUUUGGUGCAGAAAAUUGCACCGGGCUUGGGCCUCGAUUUGUCGGAUUGGCCUAGUGCAGAUAUACUCGCUGAUGGCGGUAGUUAUAUGGAUGAGAGAAUGUCGAGGUUGGAUGAAUUGGUGGAUUUUGAGGGCGGGGCUGUCGAGGGCUAUUUUGAUUAA
This is a messenger RNA of Penicillium manginii, 2544 nucleotides long. RefSeq lists its product as uncharacterized. The transcript is spliced from 3 exons. Lineage: Eukaryota; Fungi; Ascomycota; Eurotiomycetes; Eurotiales; Aspergillaceae. Gene Ontology annotation, biological process: DNA-templated transcription; regulation of DNA-templated transcription. Bases 1 to 2544 code for a protein of 847 amino acids. The record is from RefSeq and is a predicted model, not a curated record. Gene Ontology annotation, molecular function: DNA binding; DNA-binding transcription factor activity, RNA polymerase II-specific; zinc ion binding.